GGCGUUUCCUCGCAGCUCUUCCCCCGGCCGCGCCCCGAAGGCCCGAGCAUGCAGGCCGGGAGGCGGGUGGUGGUGCACGUCUGCAGGGAGGGCGGCCGCCCGCAGCGCGCCCGCUUCGAGCAGAGCAUCGUCGGCCACUGUUGCCCACCCCGCGGAGACAGCGGAGCCGUGCACUGCGGCCUGAGGCCCCUCCAGUUCCUCGUUUCCGACCGGGAGUUUCCUGGCUCCAGCCGACUCCUCCUGAAGCGGCCUCCCUUCUGCCCCAUCAAGCACUUGACUGUGGCUCAAACGGCCUCCCUCCCUGCAGAGACCCGGCACCGAGGUGUGGACGUCGGGGUGGCUGUCCUCCUGGAGUCGCCCGGCCGAAAGGUUUUGUUGACACGCCGGGCGAGGACACUCAGCAUCUUCCCCAACGUUUGGGUGCCUCCUGGAGGCCACAUUGAACUGGAGGAACAGUUGCUGGACGCAGGGUUGAGGGAGCUGCGGGAAGAGACCGGCUUGCGGCUGCAGGAUGGGGAGUUCACGUGGCAUCCACUGGCCCUGUGGGAGUCUGUGUACCCCCCCAGGCUAGGCCAAGGCUUGCCCCAGCUCCAUCACAUCGUGAUCUACCUCCGCUUGGUUUUGCACGAGAGCCACCAGCAGCUCCAGGCAAGGUUUAAGCCCAAUGAAGCCGAGGUCGCAGCUUUCGCUUGGCUGGACCCCCCCACCCUGGCAUCAAUUGCGGCUACAGAGGACGGGGCAGAAGGUGAGGCCAUGGGGGUGAGCGGUGACGUUCCAGCAACUGUGAGCAUCACUGAACUGAAGAAGGGCUCAGCCAAGACGGUUGUGAUUCCCACCAGCACGUUCCUGGCCACUGCGCCGGCACAAGGGGAGGACGUGGAGCGUGUCAGCACCGGGACCAAGUACGCCCUCCGGCAGUGGCUGAAGUCUUGGGCUGCCUGAGCUAAGCAAGCAGCUGAGGAUACUCAAAGAGCUGGAAAGCAGGACGAUCCAUCUGGUGGGACUCAAGAGUUACCUCUGCAUCUCAAGUUACUUGGCAGACAUUUGGCUCUCGACACUCCCUGAAUUUUUUUUGGCUUUUGUUUUUGGGACUCUGGAGACCUGUAUUCCAGUCAUUGUUCAGCUGCCAAGAGAUAACAGUUCUUAUUUA
Candoia aspera is the source of this 1150-nucleotide messenger RNA. It is a transcript of the gene NUDT17, whose product is annotated as nudix hydrolase 17. Gene Ontology annotation, biological process: NAD+ catabolic process; NADP+ catabolic process. Gene Ontology annotation, cellular component: cytosol; peroxisome. The transcript is spliced from 8 exons. Lineage: Eukaryota; Metazoa; Chordata; Lepidosauria; Squamata; Candoiidae. The record is from RefSeq and is a predicted model, not a curated record. Gene Ontology annotation, molecular function: NADH pyrophosphatase activity. Bases 49 to 942 code for a protein of 297 amino acids.